Molecule: messenger RNA, 1142 nt
Organism: Morus notabilis
Lineage: Eukaryota; Viridiplantae; Streptophyta; Magnoliopsida; Rosales; Moraceae
Product: mediator of RNA polymerase II transcription subunit 6
Exons: 5
Coding region: 141-896 (251 amino acids)
Biological process (GO): regulation of transcription by RNA polymerase II
Cellular component (GO): mediator complex; core mediator complex
Molecular function (GO): transcription coactivator activity
Source: RefSeq, a predicted model, not a curated record
CACAUUUUCAAGCGUGUUAGCCCCUUUCUUCUCCGGUGAGCAAGGUCAAUGAUUCAACUUCAAAAGGAACCCUAACUAUCCAAUAAAUUGGAACUUUCUCGAAGCUAGACGGUGGUGGAGGAAUCACUCGGCGAAGAAGUAUGGCAACGCCGCCAGUGGGGGCGCCGGGAAUGGAAGGCCGUCCGCCGGCGCCGCCACCACCGCCGGGAACGGACAUGACGGGAAUAUGCUUCAGGGACCAGCUCUGGCUCAACUCAUUCCCUCUUGAUCGCAAUCUGGUCUUCGAUUACUUUGCUCUCUCCCCCUUCUAUGAUUGGACCUGCAACAAUGAACAGCUUCGCAUGCGCUCCAUUCACCCUCUCGACCUCACCCAUCUCUCGAAAAUGACUGGCACAGAAUACAUGCUGAACGAGGUUUUGGAGCCCAACCUUUUUGUUAUCCGCAAGCAGAAGCGGGAUGGACCUGAAAAAGUUACACCGAUGCUGACUUAUUACGUUUUGGAUGGGUCGAUUUAUCAAGCACCACAGCUUUGCAAUGUUUUCGCUGCUCGAGCUGGACGUGCUCUUUAUUACCUACAAAAGGCUUUUACAAAUGCUGCCUCAAAGUUGGAGAAGAUUGGAUAUGUUGAUUCUGAAAAUGAAAAUGCGCCUCUGGAUUCCAAGAUUGGCAAAGAGACAAUUGAUUUCAAGGAAAUGAAGCGAAUAGAUCAUAUUCUUGCAUCCUUACAGCGCAAGCUACCACCAGCCCCACCACCACCACCGUUUCCCGAAGGCUAUGUUCCCCCGCAGAAUGCAGAUUCAGAAAAAGGCCCUGAAGCCCAGCAGGCAGGAGAGGCACAACAAGCUCCUGUGGAUCCCAUCAUUGACCAAGGCCCAGCUAAAAGAAUGAGAUUCUGAACAAGAGUUGCAGCAUCAGCAGACAAAAGUAUGUGCAAUUCUUAAGCUAACGCAAGAGGAUUAUUUUACAGUUUUUAAUUGAAUGUAAACUAACCUCCUGGACCUUCUUCUCCUUUUUCUAUUAAAGUUAAAAUUGGAUUCUCACUAAGUAUAGUUCGUGAGGUCUUAAUCAAAGUUCAGUGUAGCUCUUGUAAGAUAGAGAAUGCGAUUCAAAUUGAUAUAAAAGCUUUGUCCAAAAGUUCGAUU